Molecule: messenger RNA, 2753 nt
Organism: Stylophora pistillata
Lineage: Eukaryota; Metazoa; Cnidaria; Anthozoa; Scleractinia; Pocilloporidae
Biological process (GO): protein homooligomerization
Molecular function (GO): protein binding
Source: RefSeq, a predicted model, not a curated record
GAGAAACUCAAGCUUUUGUGAUUGUAUACUUGGUAAUUUGAAGAAGUUACGCUGAGUCGAAACAUAACUCGCAUAUAUUUACCGAACAAUACUUGGUAAUUAUCAGUUUCGAUCUAAAUGCUUGCGUCAGUCCUUUUCACUUUGAGAUAAAAAUUCUGAAAGGCGUCAGAAUUUCGGAUAACUUUGUUCAGAUAAAUUUGUCUUUCGAAGAUAUAUAUAGAACGGUAUGUAACAUAGUGUUUGAGUGUAAAAAUGGUACGACUAAAAACAUUCCUGAACGCAACUGUUUUGCUGAUAACUGUUGGGCAAGUCAUGAAUAUGUAAACGUGCUUUGUUUACAAUCGGAUUUAAGAGUUAGCUUUAUUUAACUAUCUUGCAUACUUUUCCUCAGAUUCUUUCCUCGGAUGAAGUUUAAACCUUCAAUAAGCUUAAACCUUUAAUUAUUGUAUCAUUUUCCAGCUGGUAACAUGCACGUAGAGACGCGUUAAAUCAACUAAUCACCGUCAGGGUCCAAAUUAAAUUAGCGGUAACGAACAAAAAGAUUUUUCCCACUCACGCCGUGACUGUGCCAAGAAUUGUCAAACUUUAAAUGGACACAAGUUCGUCUCUAGAUAUCAUAAUGGUAAUAUUCCUUUAAAUGUGCACUUUAGGCAAAUUUCUGAGUUCAUAGAGCAAGUAGCUUUUUUGGGAUUCCAGAGCAAAUAGCUUUUUGGGGAUUCCCCUAUCGUAUGAGUGAUACACAUGACUAGCUUCAUAACAUUAGCUUAUUUCAGUAUAAUCACGAAACUUGCUUUCAUCAGCUUAUCGUCGCAUUCGAAUAGGAGAAGAUCAACGACACAGCCAAGUAUUUUAACUGAGGUGGAGAAUCGCUUAAAAUAUCUCGCGAAAUCUGGUGAAAAUUCAAUUGAAAUGUGAUUAACGUUAAGAGGCAACAUGGAAAGCGCUCAGCACGUUUCCUCGAUUAUCAAACUCAAUGUCGGCGGUCAUUACUUCGACACACGUCUACAAACACUGACCAAAGAUCCAAACUCAAAGCUGGUGGCCAUGAUUUCUGAGAGGUAUGAAGAGAAACUAGGCAAAGACGGCGCCUUUUUCAUCGACCGUGAUGGAACUCACUUCCGUCUUAUACUCAAUUUCCUGCGCACAGAGAAAUUAACUUUGCCAACAGAAGCAACUUUUCUCGAAGAACUCAAUGAAGACGCUGAGUUUUACCAGAUCCAAGGGCUGGUGGAUAAAAUAAAUAAGUCAGCGAGGGACGUCGUUAAACUCAAUGUCGGUGGUCAUUAUUUUACAACAAGUCUCCCAACGCUAACCAAAGAUCCAAACUCGAUGUUGGGCAAAAUGUUUUCUGGGAAAUACAUCGCGAGAGCCGGCGGGGACGGGGCUGUUUUUAUCGACCGAGAUGGAACUCACUUCCGGUUUAUACUCAAUUUUCUGCGCACUGGGAAGCUAACUUUGCCAGAUGGAGCAACAGCUCUCGUUGAAUUCAAAGAAGAGGCUGACUUUUACCAAAUUCAGGGGAUUUUGGAUGAGUUAGAUGACACCAGACUGAGGUCGGAGAUUCUUACAGACGAAGAACAACAAAACCUGUUGUUAAGCUGGUUACCUCCUCACGGUGACGUAAGAAGACGUCGCCUCCGUCUUUUGUUCCGUGCUUCUCGAGACGGCUUCGCGGCAGCCACCUUUCACGAUAGAUGUGAUAACAAAGGACCCACAAUCGUUCUUGUACAGAGCGGAAACCAUAUUUUUGGAGGUUUCACGGAGAAAUCUUGGAUAUACAGCCGGGGAGGGUACACCGCAUGCAAACAAGCGUUCCUGUUCAGUUUGGCCGACCCGAAUGGCCUGGAACCAACUAAACUACCACUCAAGAGUAACAACCAGAUGUAUGCCAUUCUCUACAGUAGCAACAAUGGGCCAACAUUUGGCAGCGGUUGCGACCUUCGCAUUGCAGACAAUGCAAACAUGUGUGCUUCAAGUUCCAGUUGUCUCGGCCAUGUAUACGAGAUUCCUUCAGCGUGGAAUAAUUCAUCAUCCUUAGCGGGAGAAGGACACUUCGUGGUAACCAACUACGAAGUAUUUGGAUUCCAACCCUGACUCCAAACGGGUGGAAGUGGAGAUUUUGGACUCCAAACGGGUAGAAUUGGAGAUUUUGGACUCCAAACGGGUGGGAGUGGGGAUUUUGGACCAAGCAAGAAUGUUCUCGUACACCUAUUUAACAUUAAAACAUAUUCUCAGUGGAAUUAACUCUCUAACUCCUAGGAGUGAUUGACAUGCAAAUUCUCCUCGCAGGUUGCGAAACAUUUUCCAGAAAAAAAAGUCCAUGACAAUGACAAACUUACCAGCUGGAGAGUUCUAUGAUAUCACAUCAAAUUCUCUCAAAAAGGUAAUGUUACUAAGGAAAUGUAUGGCGGUUAGUAAGGGUAAUUUGAGAAUUAUCAGAGAUCGAGAGUUAAAGGUUGAAGCAAUUUUUUAUAAAGGAAAUUUAUUUAACCGUCACUAGAUAAUCUGUUUAAGUGAAUUCAUCAGCGGAGUUUUUCCAGCCCAAGAUAAGAAACCUUAGAAAGGUUUUUGAUGUAAAUUUCCCUUAGAUGUAAAUGUUUACUUGAUAAUUCGUAGAAGUGAACUCAUGACGGAAUUUCUCGAGUCUUAGAGACCGAGUCGUUCGAAGUCAUUUCCACUCAGUUGUAAUUACUUAAGUUGCUUUUUGUAACUGCAGAGUCAGCACAUCGAUGAAUAAAAAUAUCAGUACAGGA